AUGGAAGAACAUAAGGCGGCAUUAAAUAAUUUGGUAGAUGGUGUGAAUGGGUUGAGAGUUGAGAACGGUCCGAAGUUUACAACUAAACUUCGUUUUUAUCUUAACGGCACAAGUGCCUGUACUUUAAUGAUCUCUUCCUAUGACAAAAGUUCCAAUAAAAUUACGCAUUGCUCAGUUAACGCGUGUUUGGCACCAUUAUGCUCCGUUGAUGGUAAACAUGUUAUUACAAUUGAAGGAAUUGGAAACGUUGAAAAUCCUCAUCCUGUUCAGUGUGGGUUUUGUACUCCAGGAAUAGCAAUGUCACUUUAUUCUUUGUUGCGUAAUAAUCCUAAUCCAUCCGAGAAAGAAAUUGAAGAGUGUUUUGACGAUUGUUGUAAAUUAAACAAUACUGAAAAUGAUACUACUUUCGAUCUUAAAUUUCCACAAUCAACAUGGUUCAGGCCCGUUAACUUGAGUCAACUAUUAUACUUGAAAUCAAAGUAUCCGUAUGCAAAAUUGAUAUCAGGUAACACUGAAGUUGGAAUAGAGAUAAAGUUUAAAAAAUUAAGAUAUGAUGUUCAAAUUUUUGUGGGUGAUAUACCGGAGUUGAAAACCUGGGAAUUCAAGGAUGAUGGAUUAUUGAUCGGCGCAAAUAUAAGUCUUUCGACACUUCAAGAAAUUUUACAAGAUGCACUCAAACGUUACGAGCCUUAUCAAACACAAAUAUUUAAGGCACUUUUGGAAAAUCUUCGCUGGUUUGCUGGCAAUCAAAUCCGUAACGUAGCAACGCCGGCGGGAAAUAUUGUUACGGGUUCUCCGAUUUCUGAUCUGAAUCCCAUUUUCCUUUCAUCAAAAACACUAUUUAUUCUUUCUUCUUUAGAACCAUCAUCCAUGGUAGCAACAGAUCGAACUGUUUUAUCUGAAUCAUUUUGGACAGGAUAUAGGCAAAAUUGUUGUAAAGAAACGGAACUUUUAAAAAAAAUCUUUAUUCCCUUCACAAAGCAAGGACAAUAUAUUAGAGCUUACAAACAGGCUAAAAGACGUGAUGAUGAUAUUGCUAUUGUCAAUGCUGGGUUGUCUGUAUUAUUGGAUGAUGAUAACAGUGUGAAAGAGGCUUCAUUUGCCUUUGGGGGAAUGAGUUGGGUUACUGUUAGAGCACCUGAAUCUGAGAAUUUUGUUUUGGGCAAAAAGUGGGGUGACCAAAAUGUUUUAAAAGGUCUUCUUGAAAAGUCGUGUGAGUUUUGGUACGAUGUUUCAAAAUCUGCUAAUAUAAUAGUGGAUGAUUGUGAUGGUGGGAUUGAAAAUUUUGUUGGAAUAAUUGAACGUGAUAUUUCAAAAGGCAAGAAAAUUGUUGGCAAACAAGUUCCUCAUGUAUCAGCUAUGAAACAGGUUACUGGUGAAGCGAAGUAUACUGAUGAUAUACCAAAGGUUCAUGGCGAAUUAUAUGGAGCAUUGGUUUUGUCACAAAAGGCUCAUGCAAAAAUAUUAGGAAUUGAUGCAACUGAAGCAUUGGCUCAACCUGGAGUAAAAGGUUUCUUUUCGGCAAAGGAUGUGCCAGGAAAUAAUAUUUGGGGACCCGUGUUACGUGACGAAGAGGUUUUCGCCAGUGAAGAAGUUAAUUUAGUAGCUGAAACACAAGCAAUUGCACAAGAAGCAGUGGUAAGAGGUGAUGUAGAAAAAGGUUUGGAGGGUGCUGACUUUGUUUUUGAAGGUAUGAUGUAUCAAAUGACCAUUUAUUAUUCAAUAAAAAAUCUUAUAUUAACUUAUACUAUUACGCAGGUGAAACAAGAAUUGGUGGCCAAGGACAAUGAAUUCGAAAUUCAUUCAUCAACUCAAAAUCCUACCGAGACACAACUUGAAGUUGCCUCAGCACUUGGUAUUGAUGCAAAUAAAAUUGUAUGUCGAGUAAAAAGGCUUGGCGGAGGUUUUGGUGGAAAGGAAACGAGAAGUAUUCCUUUAUCACUAGCACUAGCAGUUGGCGCAUGGCAUCUUAAAAAACCUAUUAGAUGUAUGUUAGAUCGUGAUGAAGAUAUCAUCAUAUCGGGACAAAGACAUCCUUUCUUAGGGCGGUGGAAAGUUGGGGUGACUAAGGAUGGAAAAUUACUAGCAAUGGACGUACAGGUCUACAAUAAUGGUGGUUGGUCAGCAGACCUUUCUUUAGCUGUACUUGAGCGCGGCAUGACACAUUUAGAUAACUGUUAUUAUGUACCAAAUGUACGAAUAACUGGACAUGUUUGCAAGACCAACAUUCAUUCAAACACAGCCUUUAGAGGAUUUGGAGGUCCUCAGGGGAUGAUGAUUACCGAAAAUAUGAUGAGUGAGGUUGCCGAUCGUAUGGGUAUUGAUGUUAAUGAUUUUCGGGAAAAAAACUUAUACGUAGAAGGCCAAAAAACGCACUUCAACCAAAUACUAAAGGAUUGGAAUAUACCUUUGAUUUAUCGUCAAGUUAAAAACGAUAGCGAAUUUGUUAAGCGAAGAGAAGAAAUUAACAAAUUUAAUUCUGAGAAUAAAUGGCGGAAAAGAGGAUUAGCGUUGAUACCAACCAAAUUUGGAAUUUCGUACACAGCACUGCAUCUUAACCAGGCAGGUGCUCUGGUGCACAUUUAUCAUGAUGGAAGCGUUCUUAUAAGCGGAGUUGAGAUGGGGCAAGGUCUUCACACCAAAAUGUUGCAAAUUGCUGCUGAAACUUUGGAUGUUCCAUUGGAAACUGUCGGCAAUACUUCAGCAACGGCAGCUAGUGUUAGUAGCGACAUUAACGGAUAUGCUGUAUCAAAUGCUUGUAAAACUUUGGUCGAAAGAUUAAAACCAUAUCGGGAGAAAAUGCCUAAUAAAAGUUUUAAGGAGAUCGUGCAUGCUGCAUAUUUCGAUCGAGUAAAUUUGUCCGCUAAUGGAUAUUACAAAACUCCCGAUAUCGGUUAUAAUUGGGAUAAAAACGAAGGACAAAUGUUUUUUUAUUUUACAAUGGGUGUAGCAUGUACAGAAGUCGAGAUUGAUGUAUUAACAGGCGAUCAUACAAUUUUGAGAACGGAUUUAUGUAUGGAUAUUGGUAGAAGCAUAAACUAUGCGAUAGAUGUAGGACAAAUUGAAGGUGCUUUUGUGCAAG
This is a messenger RNA of Racocetra fulgida, 3082 nucleotides long. The record is from the annotation of a GenBank genome assembly. NCBI's taxonomy places the organism in Eukaryota, Fungi, Glomeromycota, Glomeromycetes, Diversisporales, Gigasporaceae.